CGGCGUCGAGAAGCCGGCUCGACAGAGCAGGUUGUGCUGUUGGGGAGUGGGGGUGUGCGGCAGGUUACAGCGCGGCGUGUGCGCGAUUGUGGUCCGUCGAUUACGACUCCAGUGACAUCAAGUGCAGCUGCUUCUUGUGACCAUCUUAAUUUUGAUUGUGUGAGCUCUGUUGAGAUCUGUGUGCCUGCAUUGGAAGGUGCCUGAGUGUAUACCUGUUCGAAGCGGGAGCAUGCGUGGAGAAUGGCUGAGAAAAGAUGGUGCGACGCAAGUCGUGGAGAUGCCGGAAUAAGCGUCUCUUACUGACAAAAUCGUACGAACGUGAUAUUUUAGUGGAAUUGUCAUUGCUGCUGCCACCCGUGACACGGCGUUCCUCACUGGAGGCGGCCAGGUGCCGGCGGCAGCAUGACGCCCCAUGAGGACGGCUCCAUGUUCAUGCGGCUCCUCUCGGCUGGACUGUAUGCCAGCUCCUCCUUCCUCAUUGUGGUCAUCAACAAACAUGUGCUUACAGAGUACCAUUUUCCGUCCUUUCAAGUGCUGGGCAUUGGUCAGAUGCUGGCCACCAUACUGAUCCUGGGCCUGCUGCGCUGCGCCGGCGUCAUCUCGUUCCCGAAGCUGGACAGGAGCAUUCCGCGAAAGGUAUGGCCUUUGCCGGCUAUUUACGUGGGGAAUCUCGUCUUCGGUCUCGGAAGUACAAAGCAGCUCAGUCUACCGAUGAUGACGGUGCUGCGACGGUUCUCCAUUCUGAUGACGAUGGCCGGCGAGUUCUUCAUCCUGGGGAAGCGACCCUCGCUGGCGGUGCAGCUCAGCGUGUACGGCAUGGUCUUCGGCGCCAUCAUCGCCGCCUCAAACGAUCUGUCAUUCGACCUCUACGGCUACGUGUUCGUGCUAGCCAACGACGUGUUCACGGCUGCCAACGGCAUCGUGUCCAAGCAGAAGUUGGAAGCCCGCGACCUCGGCAAGAACGGCCUCACCUACUACAACUCGCUCUUCAUGAUCCUGCCACUGACCCUGGUGUCGCUCGGCGGCGGCGACAUACAGAAGGCGGCCGCGUUCCAGCACUGGAUGGAGCCCGGCUUCCUGGCGCUCUUCUUCAGCUCCUGCGUCAUGGGCACGGCGCUGAUGUACACCACUGUCCUCUGCACCCACCACAACUCGGCGCUCACCACCACCGUCAUCGGCUGCCUCAAGAACGUCGUCGUCACCUACUACGGCAUGAUGUUCGGCACCGACUACAUCUUCAGCUGGCCCAACUUCUUCGGCCUCAACGUCAGCAUCGCCGCCUAGCAUAGUGUUCUCGUACGUGACGUUCGCGGAGAAGGCCGCCUCGCCGCUGCCCGUCUCCGUCCCUUCGAACGGCGGCAAGGUGAUCAACACGUAGCCGGGGACGACCAGUGGGCGGCGCGGGCCCGUCACGUCCUCGCCGCACGAGCGGGACGGCCACGCCGAUGUGGGCUCGGACGCGGACCGGCGCCGACAGGAGGACGCCGGAGGGAAGCGCCGGCGGCGUUGUCGCUUCCGGUGGAGACCAGUCGUGCAGUAGGCGUGGUCCGACUGACCCAGACGGGUACCGGAGCCGGUUCGGUGGUGACUGGACACUCACCCGGCGGGCCUAGCCGGGCUGUGGGCGUGACCGACCGGCUGUCGGUGACCUGGCGAGGGCGUUGGGGUGCCAGGAGUGUUGUGGCCCCCGCAGCCGCGGUGCGGGCUGCAGCGGUGUCUCUUGCGCCCUGGGCCACUGUGUGGCCCGGUCUUGAACUCGCGCAAGUGGUCUGAGUGCUUGGGUGGACCAAUCGGCACCUGUGAGCUGAAGGUCAACGUUUUAAUUCUGCUGACGACGGCGGCUGCUCGAUUUUGCGCAGCACACGGAAAACAUGUGUUCCGCGGUCUGCGUGUAAACCGGUCGCUGAUUUGUUUCGAUGCCUUAAGUUGUCUGGCGUAUCUCUGGGCCGAGACGUCGCCCGUAGGGUCGCCCGGGCGGCGAGGCUGGCAGUGCCGAACAGUGUCACAAAUGUCCAGUGCUUUCCCUCGAACCGGGGCUCUACGCGUCGUAUGAUGCGUUGUCGCUUCGGGUCAUCAAGUACAUAUCACGACUAGGAAGAGACCGCCUCGUCGGCGUCUGUAUAUAGUGCAUUUCGAUUUUGUGUUAGACAGCCAGUUUUACGCAUCGUACAAAUGUUGCAAUACAAUCAUGCAAACUUGUGUACUGUGCAGGGACAUGGCUUGUUGGACAUGGACAUAGACUAAGUUGGACAGCGCAGGUGCAAUCUUCUGCUGAACCGAUCUGGAGCCAGUAUAGCUGUCACAUGUAAAUUCUUAGUUUUUCGACUGCCUUUCCUGCAACUGUUGCGGGCAUUGGUGCCACCGUGCGUGAGAUGGAGCCUUUUUCAUUUGGGCUUUCAGCGAGAGCUCUCCUUGCGAGUCCUUGCUGCUAGUUCGAGCGCUCUCUUGACUGUGCCGUCUCGUGCGUGUGUGCGUGUAUGCGGUGUUUGGUGGACGUGUAUUUACAUAGAAUGCGUUGUGCCAACUGUAUACAUGACUGCGUUGCUGAAUGAUUUACUAAAAUUCCGCCCAAAGAUGUA
Messenger RNA from Pollicipes pollicipes, 2579 nucleotides. RefSeq names its product UDP-sugar transporter UST74c fringe connection (gene frc). The transcript is spliced from 10 exons. The coding region runs from base 403 to 1284 and encodes 293 amino acids. NCBI's taxonomy places the organism in Eukaryota, Metazoa, Arthropoda, Thecostraca, Pollicipedomorpha, Pollicipedidae. The record is from RefSeq and is a predicted model, not a curated record.